AUGUCAGGAAAAGGAAAAGGAGGACGCGGCGAGAAGAAGAGCACCACCGCUAGUGCCAAGGCUGGACUUCAGUUCCCAGUUGGUCGUAUCGGGCGUUACCUCCGUCAAGGCAAAUACGCUACCCGUAUGGGUGCCGGAGCACCAGUAUACCUGGCGGCUGUACUCGAAUACCUUUGCGCCGAAAUUCUGGAAUUGGCAGGCAAUGCCGCCCGUGACAACAAGAAGAGCCGCAUUGUCCCUCGGCACAUUACCUUGGCCGUCAAGAAUGAUGAAGAGUUGAACAAGCUGCUUGGAGGUGUGACAAUUGCCAGUGGAGGAGUGUUGCCCAACAUUCAUGCGGUUCUACUGCCCAAGAAGAGCGGAAAAUAA
This is a messenger RNA of Seminavis robusta, 369 nucleotides long. The record is from the annotation of a GenBank genome assembly. NCBI's taxonomy places the organism in Eukaryota, Bacillariophyta, Bacillariophyceae, Naviculales, Naviculaceae.